AAAUGCAGGGUCCACAAUAGCGGAAGUUGGAUUUAACAAAGUAAAAGAAGAAGAGUGCCGACCAUUAGCUUGUCUGCUACUUCUGAUAAGUUGCUAGAAAAAUCUUCAGGACAUAAUAUGAGUUAUGCGGAGAAGCAAGACGACAUAACAAAGGAUGAAUGGAUGGAUAAACUUAACAAUGUCCACAUUCAGAGAGCUGACAUGAAUAGACUUAUCAUGAAUUACCUGGUUACAGAGGGCUUCAAGGAGGCAGCAGAGAAGUUCAGGAUGGAGUCUGGUAUUGAGCCCAGUGUGGACUUGGACUCGUUAGAUGAAAGAAUUAAGAUCAGAGAGAUGAUAUUGAAGGGACAGGUCCAAGAUGCUAUUGCACUGAUCAACAGCCUGCACCCUGAACUCUUGGAUACAAACCGUUACCUCUACUUCCACCUUCAGCAGCAGCAUCUUAUUGAGCUGAUUCGUUUGAAGGAAACUGAAGCUGCCCUAGAAUUUGCCCAGUCACAAUUAGCAGAUCAGGGAGAGGAAAGCCGAGAAUGUCUGUCGGAGAUGGAGCGGACCCUCGCACUGCUGGCAUUUGACAAUCCGGAAGAGUCACCCUUUGGGGAUCUGCUCAAUACGAUGCAGAGGCAGAAGGUGUGGAGUGAAGUGAAUCAAUGUGUUCUCGACUACGAGAACAGAGAGUCAACACCCAAGCUCUCCAAGCUACUGAAGCUGCUGCUUUGGGCUCAAAAUGAACUCGACCAAAAAAAAGUGAAAUACCCCAAAAUGACCGACCUCAGCAAAGGAACCAUUGAAGACCCAAAAUAAAGACUGCAGUUCUUCUACAAAAAAAGAGGGCACUUCAUUACAGAAUGGACACAUUUACUUUUAAGCCCAGCAAGCUGAUUUGCUUAUAACUUUGUUUUUGUAGGAAUUGCUUUUUGAUACUUAAUUCAGGUGGUUUAAAAAAUUGUUUUUGUUCUUAAUUUACUUAUUACACUAAAGUAACGCUUGGACUUUAAACUUUCUUUGGUAUUGUAGUUUGCAUUUGUCAUUGUAAAGUUGGUGUUUUGUCUGCAUUGUUUUUUCUGUCUGUUGACAGGGAAAGUGAUUGGCAUAGGCACAUUUGAAUACAGCCUAAGUUAGGCUGACAAUGUGCAACCAUUUUUAGGCAGCAGGGUUUGAUCCGGGGAAAGAAAAUCAUUGUGCUGCUUUCAGAUAAAUCUUCUUUAAAUUAACAUACACCGUUCAGUUGGUGCAUCUAGUGGAUGGAAGUCUGUAGAACAUUUUACAUAGAAUUUUUUAAGCUACUAUGAAGAUAUGAACAAAGACGCAAACAUUUUAAAUGCAUAGUUAUGUUAAAGAAUGGAAGGUGUUGGUGGGGGAUAUGAGAGAUUAGGAAAGUGUUUAGAGUUUGUAAGCAUCAGGCCAGAUGACAGAAAGUGACAGAGACUAUUCUAGAUGGAUAAUUUAGAGUCCCAGCUUUUUUUGUGAAAUUUUAUGUGCUUUAUUUUUUGCAAUAAAAGAUUUUUAAACUGUGA
Molecule: messenger RNA, 1517 nt
Organism: Oryzias latipes (Japanese medaka)
Lineage: Eukaryota; Metazoa; Chordata; Actinopteri; Beloniformes; Adrianichthyidae
Product: glucose-induced degradation protein 8-B homolog
Molecular function (GO): protein binding
Source: RefSeq, a predicted model, not a curated record